Messenger RNA from Andrographis paniculata, 1392 nucleotides. Its product is annotated as lysM domain-containing GPI-anchored protein 2. The transcript is spliced from 4 exons. The record is from RefSeq and is a predicted model, not a curated record. Lineage: Eukaryota; Viridiplantae; Streptophyta; Magnoliopsida; Lamiales; Acanthaceae. The coding region runs from base 216 to 1304 and encodes 362 amino acids.
CGACCCCUUCAUUCUUUCUUUCUUCCUUCCCUCCACUCCCAUCUCCAUCUUCCUGAUUUCCUCCUCAAUUUUCUUCCAUCUUCUUCCCCGACCCCACUAAAACAAUUCUCAUCUCUUCCCUCCUUACCAUAUAUCUUCUGCAGAUCGAAAUCAUCUCACCACCUCUUCCUUCCUUCAUUCUGUUUUCGAUUAUUAAAUUAUAUAAUCAAUUAACAAUGGCGUCUUCCCCGGCCAUGUUUUUCUCCUGUACCACUGCGCUUCUUUUCAUGGCCCUUUCUUCCUCAAAUUACUUGAUCUUUGCCAAUGCCAAGAGUCCCUUCCGCUGCAACUCCGGCGCCGCCGCCUGCACUGCUCUCGUCGGCUAUGUACCCCCAAACGCCACCACUCUCUCCGCCGUCCAGACACUCUUCUCCAUCGACAACCUCAGCACCAUCCUCGGCGCAAACAACCUCCCCAUCUCCAGUCCAUCAAACUCCCCUGUCCCCGCCAAUCGGUCCAUCAACAUCCCCUUCCCCUGCACCUGCUCCAACGGCACCGGACUUCCCAGUCAACCGCCGAUCUACACCGUCGUCUCCGGCGACGGGCUCUACCACAUAGCGGCUGAGGUCUUCUCCGGCCUGGUCACUUUCCAACAAAUUCAGGCAUAUAAUAGAUUACCAGAUGCCGACAAUAUUACCGUGGGGCAGCGUCUGCAAAUACCGCUGCCGUGCAGCUGCGAUGAGGUGGACGGGAACCAGGUACUGCACUACGGACACGUGGUGCAGAGCGGGAGCUCCCUGGAAGGGAUUGCUCAGCAGUAUAAUACCUCACAGGCCACGCUGCAGAAGCUUAAUGAUUUGACCGAUCCUCGAGAACUGGUCGCCGGCGAUGUUCUUGACGUUCCUCUCAGAGCUUGUUCUUCAGCUGUAAAGAAUACCUCUCAGGACUAUCCUCUACUUGUUUCCAAUGGAACAUACCUUACCACUGCCAGUGAUUGCGUAGUCUGCGAGUGUGAUGCCUCAAUAAGCUGGAAGUUACAGUGCAAACCAUCCCAGAAUUCUUCAUCCCAUUGUAUCCAACCCAGAUGCUCAAACUUGAUUCUUGGAAACACCACAACCUCAGGUUGUAAUCGAACAACAUGUGCCUAUGCUGGUUUCACUAACCAAACAAUACAGACCACACUAGAUUCGGAAUCAAUCUGCCCCGGUUCUGGGAAUAAUGGAUCGUCAUCUGCAGGAAGCGAUCGAGGAGGAGGCUGCUGGAGAGGGUGGACAGAAGCACUUCUACUUAUCCAUUUGUUGUUGCUUUGUACUUGUCUUGUCUAACAAUGAAAUGAUCUUACACGCUUGUAAUCAAUCACUCUUCAGUUGGCCAACAGACUAUGAAAAUGAAAGUAAAUCAAUUAUAUAUCAA